This is a messenger RNA of Eriocheir sinensis (Chinese mitten crab), 4343 nucleotides long. RefSeq names its product armadillo-like helical domain-containing protein 3. The transcript has 15 exons. NCBI's taxonomy places the organism in Eukaryota, Metazoa, Arthropoda, Malacostraca, Decapoda, Varunidae. The record is from RefSeq and is a predicted model, not a curated record. Gene Ontology annotation, cellular component: cytosol. Gene Ontology annotation, biological process: regulation of Golgi organization. Bases 192 to 2240 code for a protein of 682 amino acids.
CAACCCCCAAAAGAUAAAACAAAUCAUAAAAGGAGGAAAACUAUCGUAAAACCAGCCCCUCGAGGUCCCUAUAGUCCCCCCUCGGGCCGCCGCCUCCUGGUUUUCUGUCCCUCAGCUGUGUUUUGUUUACGUCCCGGCGCGAGGUCACAGGUCAGGCGCUGGACUAACAAAAAGCCGGGAAGCUGGAUAAGAUGGGGAGCAAGCUGAAGCCGGGGGGCGUCCGGCGGAACCUGAAGGAGAAGGUGGUGCAGAUGUAUGAGGACCUGUUCCACGGCGUCGACCCCUGCAUCAACAACCCCCGCUUCUGGGAGGACCUCUUUCUGCUGAAGCCCAAGAUGUCAGCCCUGGAGGGGGAGAUCAGCCGCUGCACCUCGGACCAGCUGGUGGGCCUUAAGGACAACAUCAACACGCUGUUUGCCAAGUGUGUCCAGACGCUGGCCCACGAUCACAACAUUCGGGUGGUGAACGCCCUGCUGACCCUUUGCAGCCUGGUGCGCGGGCUGUACCGGAAGAUGCAGGGAGACUAUGGCUUCGACUUUAUCAACAUUCUCAUCGGCUUUGACGCAGCGGAGGAACAGAUGCAGCUGCUCCUCAACCACUGCUCAAACUUCCUCACAGGUGAAUACUGCGACAGCCUGAAGUCCCUGAGCCUCAAGUUCCUGUUAGUUCUGGCCACCGGCACCGACAACAUCAGCCAAAACACAGUCCUCGAAUACCUCACCAUCAAUUGUAACUUUGACGCGGUGAUCCAGCUCCUGAGUCACUCCAGCACCAGGAACCAUCACGGGCCUGAGGCAGUCCUGUACCUCAUGCUGAUGGUCAACUACCGGAAGCAUGAGAUGACGAAUCCUUAUACUGUCAACAUCUCCCUCCUUGACGACGAACUAAUCCUCAAUGGCUAUGGGCAGGUCAUCACGGCUUCUCUCGCUGACUUCAACCACAAGUACUCGGCACACUUCAUGGAGCCACACGGGUCUGGCUGGUUCGCCUCACUCACCUCCAUGGUGGGCUCCAUGUUCCUGUCCGAAGAGAUGGCCACCAGGAAUGAGCACAUAAAGGCUAACGACUCCUUCCUCUUGGCACUGUACGAGGCUGUUCACCUCAAUCGUAACUUCAUCACUGCCCUCACUACCGCCACGGACCCCUCCACCCCCCCAUCGCCGGCCAACACCCUGGAAAGAGGCAGCACCCCUCCCGCCCCGGACUCCACCGAGACCCCCAACCCAGCGCCCCCGGUUGAGAUGGAGACUUACGUUCAGCCGACAAACCUUCUCGUCACCUUCCUGGAGUACUGCUCCAUAGUGAUGCAGGACACCAAGACGGAGGAGAGCCUCAGCAACGUCAAACUGUGCUUCAUCAUCAUCACCUGCAUUGCCGAGGACCAGUACUGCAACCUGCUGCUGCACGACGCAAACCUGGUGUUCACGGUGCCCCUCCACAGGCUACCCAUGAGGCACCGCAAGGUCGUGCCCGAGAGGACGGCCCACGCCCGCCCACUGGCCUGCGCUGUGCUGGACGUGAUGGUGGAGUUCAUGAUGUCACACAUGAUGAAGAAGCUGCCCAUUGAGCUGUUCCUCCUCAGCGUCAGCAUCACCCACCGCCUCCUCUGCUACCAGAAGAGGAACUCUGUGCGGCUGCCCUACAACUGGAAGGACCUGUGGGCCGGCCUCAUAGCGCUGGCCAAGUUCCUGGUCACUAAUGAAGCUUACCUUGCCAAGAAGAUGAACAUUUUCCAGUUGGCCAACCAAGUCAUGAACAUCUUCAACCUAUUCAUCACCUACGGCGACACCUUCCUCUCCACGCCCUCCAGCUACGACGAACUCUACUAUGAGAUCAUGCGGAUGCACCAGGUCUUCGAAAACAUGUAUUCCAUGAGUCUGAGAUACUCCAGAACGGAUGGAGACUACAAGGAAAGUGCACAGAAGCUGACCAACUCCCUCGGCAACAUUAGGUCUAUCAUCAACCACUUCACUCCAAAGCUAGACAAGUGGAGUCAGGAGCACGGCAUCUCAACCCUCACAGAAGAACAGGUCCUGGAGGUGGUGCGGAACAACUACGACAGCCUCACCCUCAAGCUCCACGACAGUCUGGACCAGUAUGAGAAGUAUGCCGAAAAACCACAACAUGCCAACUUCUUUGCCAACAUGGUCCGCAGCAUCCUCAGCGACACGAGACAGAGCAUAGACUUCAGUGCAUUCGAGAACCUUUCCAUCCUGCAGGAGCUGGGCAGUUCAACGUGAGGGACGGUCACCGAGGAAACCUGCUGAAAUUCAGGCUUGCAAAGUGCAGGACAUCACUACCUUUACGGGAACCUAAGUGCAUUGUUUGUAAAUGAUAACAGUUAAGUGAUCUAAUCUGUCUUGUGGGAGUUGCUCAAGGACUGACUAGUAGGUCUGGUUGAUUUAUUACUGCAGUGUGGCAUCAGAAUUAUAUUUUCUCAAUCUCAGAAAUAUUACUUUCAUGAUGAUACACUUAAAACAACUGCUUUCAAACAAUGUGUAUUGAUUCACAGUUUUGAGGGCAUGUGAUUUUAUGAAAUGGACAAAUUAUUAUUAUCAAGGGUGCAGGGGUGUGUGUUUGGUGGAGUGCCAGCAAGACAGUCAUCACACUCACCUUGGAAGUGUGUGUUCCCAGGUUGGGCCCGCCGUCUGGCUAGGAACCAAUGACAUCACUCAUCUUGUUUGGCCAACACCAUAGGAGUAACUGGGAACCAAUGGCAUCACUCAUCUUGUUUGGCCAACACCAAAGGAGUAACUGGUCACCAAGACAUCGCAGAUCUGGUAUUCUACGGAAAAAAAAGUGACUCAGAAGCAAAUAUCAAACUAAUUGUUUCCAUAUUCACCCAUCCCCAUGCACAACCUUUUCCUGUCUACCCAAGGAGAGGACUUCCUACAGCUUAUCCUUUUAGAAUGGAUUAUUUCUAUGGCUAAUUAUGUGAUGGAUAUUUAUAUGAAAAGAUUAAUGAUUUUCAACUGACCAGUAGGGAAAAAGCCUUGAGUAGUGAUUGAUAAUUGUAUUGUUGUAGUUUUCCUGUAAAUUGUGAUAAACAGAAGCACCUUGAAAUAGUCCUCAGUGAAAUGGAAAGCAAGGUUUCCACUGUGUAUUCCUGCAAGUGAGGCAGCUGUGAGAGGUUAUGCAAAGCUUUGCUGAGCUAAGAUGAUCUUGGCUUCCUUCACUCAGUCACUUCUCAUUCAUUAUCUUGUCCCUUAAUCCCUAGACCCUCAAAUUACUCAUCAUCAUCCCUCAUGUCUCUGUAUCAGUCAUCACCACUGUCACCUCCAAUCCCAUUGACAGCUCACCACCACCACCGCCAUCAUCACCACUCCUUAUCUUUAUAUCUAGUGAAAGUUACGGAUCACCAUCAGGGUUGAAAGAUGCCAAAAGAAAGAAAAAGGCCUCAUCCAUUCCCUGUAUGCCUUCCCUCGUGCUCCCCAGUGUUCCCGUGCACGUCACCGCCACGGCCGUGUCUCAUGCUGUGUUGUUGCCGUUUAGGGAGGUUUGUUCCUUUCCGAUUCAUCUUAUUUACUCCCUCAUAUGUAAAAAUCAUGAUUGUGUGGCAACUUUGUGAUCAGUGUGUAGUAAGAUUAUUAUUACUGUGAGGAAUCUUCCAGUUCUUUACUCCCUCAUUUUAGGAGGGAAUUGUGGGGGGGGAGGGGACAGCCACCUCAGGAAGGUGGCCAAUUUGGAAUUUGUUGCACACAUUUUUGCAGUGCACAGUUAUAUCUUAGUAUAACAGUAGAUUUGAAUCAAACAGUUUUUAUUAUUCAUUGAUAUUGUUUAAAAAAGUAUUAUGAUUAUUUUUAUUGCAAAUGAGCUUUUUUAGGUUCACCAUGAAGUGCUAUUGUACAAAGAAUGAGCGCAGCUUGUGUUCAUAAUAUUCCUCCAGCCGUGUGUCCUACACACUCAGGAGGCAACCACUGUGUGACCACGUAUGAUUUAACACUUAGUUCUACAGAGUAAAGUACACACUUUGUUCUCAGUAAUAAAUUUAAUCCCAUAUUUGCAAAGUAAAAAAUGUUGCUGUAAACAUUUUGUAGAGGCAAAUAUUUAGAUUUGUUUUAAGUUAUGCUUAAUAUGUCCCGACUUACUUCCAGGACGUACUGAAGGAUAAACUUAAGUUGAUUUCAUGUCUGUCCUUGUGGAGUUGGACAAGAUAUAACCACCAAAUUACUUCAUCACAUCAUAUGCCUCUGUAAUUACGUAAAUAGAUUUUGGUAGGUGUGUUGCGGGUAUACAGCUUCAGAGCGUUUUCUCCCUUGAACACGUCUGGUAAGCCACUGUGCGGGGGAUGAGUUGACCGGCAUUAUUUAUGUACAUUAAACCAAUAAACCAAUUAUAUGUAA